CGGUAAAGUUUCAUCUGUAGCGUAUGACAAGUUAAAAAAACUUGCCCAAAUUCAAACAAAUAGUGGUCCUAAAAUGGACUCAAAAGUGACUAUUAUUUCAAUAAAUCAAGAAGUAUUAAUAUGGGAGAACGGGAGAUAUGAUAUUGCGAGUAAAAGAAAGAAUGACUUAUCAAAGCUAGAAUAUUGCUCAAAGGUGUUACUCGUCAGCGCAUAUCUGCCUUACCAAGCGUGGCAUAUCUGGAUAUUCAUAGCAUCCUAUAUGUUCGAAAACACAAUAUGCAUGCUUGGUUUAACAAAUAUUAUAAUUCCACGAACUGUUGAUGCUUUCUCAAAAUGCGUUGAAGCAGUUUGUAAAGUGUUAUCAUGGAAG
Messenger RNA from Funneliformis geosporum, 370 nucleotides. NCBI's taxonomy places the organism in Eukaryota, Fungi, Glomeromycota, Glomeromycetes, Glomerales, Glomeraceae. The record is from the annotation of a GenBank genome assembly.